GGAGUAACUAUAGUAUAUCCAAUUGUUUAUGGAAAUAUUGCAACUUUAUUGCCACAAAAAAAAGUUCCAGAUUCAGAUCAUACACAUAAAUGGACCGUAUCAGUAAAAGGGAUCAACGGACAAGAAAUUGGUCAUUUCGUUAAAAAGGUUACUUUCAAAUUACACGAAACUUAUUCUAAUCCCCAAAGGGUUGUCGAAACUCCGCCUUUUGAGAUUACGGAAACUGGAUGGGGUGAAUUUGAACUUUCAAUAAAACUUCAAUUUAUCGAAGGUAGUGAAAAACCUGUUACCCUUUAUCACAAUCUUCGUCUUCAUUCUUAUGAAGAUGAUGGCUCAAUUUCAACUUCAAGCAAGAAUAAACCGGUUCAAAGUUUUCAAUACGAUGAACUCGUGUUUACUGAUCCCCCGGAAACUUUAUAUCAAAUUUUGACAAUGCACCCGAUCCCAACUCUUCCAUCCAAGCCAUCACCUAAUUCACUAUACAGCUUACAGGCAGAACAAGAUGAACUUCGUAAGAUUGAAGAGGCUUACAGAAAAGUUCAAGAACAGAUGACUAUAUAUAAAAAUAGAAAUGAUAAAAUAACAAAGGAAUUAGAAGAAGUUAAAACAGAGUUAGAACGUAUCAAAAAGUAA
Messenger RNA from Racocetra persica, 633 nucleotides. NCBI's taxonomy places the organism in Eukaryota, Fungi, Glomeromycota, Glomeromycetes, Diversisporales, Gigasporaceae. The record is from the annotation of a GenBank genome assembly.